GUGGAAGGUGGAGCCAGCAUUUCAGAACUGACUGGAAGCUGCAGUGGUGGCUCCCCACAGUUUGGAGCAGUCAGUUGUGCAGUGUGUUCCCCCCUGAGGUUGUUGCUGAGUGUGUAUGUCUGAGUGCUUUCAGCUGACAAAGCCAGCACUCAGUGUACACCCCUUGGACAGUUCUGAAGGUGGGGGAUCACCGCUGUGUGUGGUUUCUCACUCUCUCAUCCCUCCCUGGGGACUCUGUGCUGACUGGUGAUCCUGGUCAUGAGCUGGCACUGGGAAUGGCUGCUGUCCGUGGCAAUCCUUGUUGAGCUGAUGGGGGCCGAGGGGUCGCAGUUCAAAGCCGCCCGGCUUCAUCGCUGGUCUACAGCCAGCCUUGGUUACCUGAAAUCCAGCCUCUGCCAGCGGGGGUCCUUUCUGUCCGACUCCGAGUGCAAGCGACUGGCAGAGAUCCCGCAGACGGCUGUGGCGGUUUAUGCAGCAGAGCCUCGGACUGGCGAGAAGCUGCUGACCAUCCUGCCGGACUCUGGUCUCAGUUUGGGAUCCCCACAUGACGCCGUCAUCACCCUCGACCCGAGUCCGGAGCUCAGCUUUGGCCACCCAGUUACUGUCUUCUACGUUGACUUCAAUGUGAAUGAACGGAGAUGUGGGAUUCGGGAGGGACUGUACUUAGGUAACUAUGAGUGCAUGACCCUGGCCUUGAAGAGUCGCUGUGAGAACCUGCUGAAGAGAAGGACCAGUCGUAAUCAGCAACACAACAAUAAAGAUCCAGCAAGGAAGCGGCUAAAAGCCCAGGCCACCAGGGCCAGCCUGACAAGGGAAGUGCGCAACACCAGCAGUCGCUCCCGGAGAGAGGAACGCCUUGUGGGACUGUGUGAGAUACACUUUAUUCCUCUGGUGGUGGGACAGAGGGAUGUGCACAAAGAACAAAGACUCCGCUGUGUAGAACAGAAGGGUUUUGCUGCCUGCCCUCAGCCCCUCAGCAUCAGCAGCCCCAACCCUGCCGUCGCCAACUGUGAGUUAAAUAAAAACACACGCCGGUGUCAUCGACAACAACUCUCUUCACAGAAAUCCUGCCGAAUGUACCAGACCUGUGACCAUGGGGUACUGCUCUCUGGAGGCUGGAGGGAACACCUGACAUACCAGAGACACGUACACAAUGUGUUACACUUCUAUCAAAUGUUGAGGAGGAAUGGUUUCCGGGUGGAGAACAUCAAAACCUUCUUCGCAGGAGAUGGGCAGAUCCCGGUGGACGAGGAGACUGAGGACAUCUACCCAGCCACAGAGAAGGUGGUGAUCCGGAGCCACAUCUCCUACAUCUGCCGUGCUGUUAACUGUGCUGAUUCUCUGGUUCUGUACCUCAACAGCCCCACACGGAAUGAUGGGACCAUGUUACUCUGGGACGUCAAUAAGAAUGGCAUUGCUGACCCGAAGGAGAAGUAUACGGUGGGAGAGUUGCUGAUGGAUCUGGAAGGGUGCAAUGCACACAGGGUGUUAAUAUUUGUCGAUCAAAGUUACCCUGGAACACUGGCAAAGAAACUACUUUCUUCCAAAAAACAUCCAAAUGUUAUUCUGAUCAGCAACAGCAGGGGGUCAGAGUUCACCUGGGCCUCCUGCUUCACUGAAUUUUGGGGAGAACUUCAUCCCAAUCAAUGUCUCAUUGAUUACCUCUUCAAGAAUGUUGCAUGGGCUGCCCCUUCGACUCUUGGGGUAGUUGAAUCUACGCCAGGGCUCCUGAACAGCACGAUCUAUGGAGGACCUUGCUAUGACAACCCACCUCUGACUCCAGAAGAGGUUAGGCGGGAGUACAUGGGCUGUCAAAAUCUCCCGACGGCAGUGUGGUACCAGACGAUCCAACGCAAGGAUCUCCUGCACUAACUGCUCCAGCUCACUUCAACAUGGACUGUUCUCCUCAACGAAAUGGAAACUCAUCAGAGCACAGACUUAAACACUAUUAUCUACUCAUAUGAGAUUUUAAUGCCAUCUUUGCUUUAACUAUUUGCGCUGACGGGUAACUGUUCUGAAAGAUCAGACUUGCUCACAAUGGAUUGACCAGCAAGUGGGUCGAACUGUACAGAAUGUUGUUUAGAUCAGAGU
This is a messenger RNA of Hemiscyllium ocellatum (epaulette shark), 2091 nucleotides long. RefSeq lists its product as uncharacterized. The coding region runs from base 259 to 1872 and encodes 537 amino acids. NCBI's taxonomy places the organism in Eukaryota, Metazoa, Chordata, Chondrichthyes, Orectolobiformes, Hemiscylliidae. The record is from RefSeq and is a predicted model, not a curated record. The transcript has 7 exons.